Molecule: messenger RNA, 1014 nt
Organism: Colletotrichum paranaense
Lineage: Eukaryota; Fungi; Ascomycota; Sordariomycetes; Glomerellales; Glomerellaceae
Exons: 8
Coding region: 1-1014 (337 amino acids)
Source: RefSeq, a predicted model, not a curated record
AUGGCUGAAGUCGAUCACGAGAUCAAAAUCAUUACGGAUGAACAGGCUCUGGAAGAAAAUCGAGCAGAUUUUGAAAGCAUUGCUUCCUCGAGCACCAGCCUCAGUGGCUCAAUCUUGGACUAUCGAUUCGAAAAUGGGCGAACGUACCAUCGCUACAAAGACGGAAAAUAUGUGAUUCCCAACGAUGAGCAAGAGAAUAAUAGAAUGGAUAUGCAACAUCACAUAUGCCUCAUAACCCUCGGUGGUCGGCUCGGACUAGCACCUCCAUGCCAGCCUGGUGUCAAGGUUGACAGAGUAUUGGAUGUUGGUACGGGCACGGGAAUCUGGGCUAUUCAGUUUGGCGACGAUCAUCCCGAAGCCGAGGCAAGCUCAAAAGUUCUCGGCGUUGAUUUAUCUGCUACGCAGCCAGACAUCGUAGCUACGAAUGUCAAGUUCGAAAUCGACGACAUUGACGAGGAGUGGACGUACACCACCCAGUUCGACUACAUUCACAGUCGCUUCAUGUCGUCAAGCAUCGCAGACUGGAAGGCUUAUCUCACUAAAUGUUUCAAUCACAUCCAACCUGGCGGUUAUCUAGAGUUGCAGGAGCCAGAGAUGGAGUUCCAGUCCGAUGACGGCACAUUUCCUGCCGACUGCCCCUUGGCCAAGUACGGCAACCUCCUCAAGGAGGCCGCGGCCAUCUUUGGGCGAGAGUACGUCUCGGUGUCUUCCUUGAAAACACUGAUGGUCGAUGUGGGCUUCAAGGACGUGACGCUGAGCCGGUACAAGUGGCCCAUCAAUACCUGGCCCAAAGAUCCUUCGUUCAAGGAACUGGGCGCAUGGGGCUUUGAGAAUAGCAACGCCGGUCUCGAGGCUAUCUCUAUUGCGCCUCUGACGCGCGCCCACAAGUGGACUAGGGAGGAGGUGAAUGUCUUUUUGGCUGAAGUCCGGAAGAACCUGGCUAACAAGAACUACCAUACUUACGUCCCCAUGUAUUUUGUCGUUGGACGGAAGCCAGAAUCGAAGGAAGAAUAG